GUAAUUAAUUUUUUUUUUUAAAAUUUGCUAAUUCUAAUAUAAUAUGUCUCAAUUGUCUACACAAUAAUAAUAAAUAAAGUCAAUAUAGAAAUUUAUUCAAUGUAAAAUACAGUAACUAAUAAUAAUAAAAAAGAAAGAAAGUUAAAUAUGAUGUAUAAAUAUGAUUCGAUUUGAUUUAUUGCCAGAACCCCUGAAGAAAAAUUCUCCGAUUCAAACCCUAGGGUUUGGGAUUUCGCAUCGAAAUUUUUGCAAGGGCUAAUCAUGUACAACGGGACGGGGUUACAGACACCUCGUGGUUCCGGCACCACCGGCCACGUGCAGUCCAACAGAUUCUCCGUGAGGCCGCCGGCGAACAAUUCCGGCGCCGACCCGACUAAGGGCUUAGUAACCGCCGGAAAACCCAAUAAGGAGAUUUUGGAGCACGAUCGCAAACGUCAGAUUCAACUCAAGCUUCUUGUGCUGGAGGAGAAACUGAUCGAUCAGGGAUAUUCCGAUGCCGAGAUCGCGGCCAAGCUCGACGAGGCGAAGGAACACGAAGACUCUGCGAGUAAUGCACUUCUUAUUUCUGGAAAGUUUUCGGCCCACGAGAAAGCUGCGUUGAAGGAAAGGCAGAUGGAAACACUAAAAUCUGCUCUUGGAAUCGACGAGCCCUCAGAUACGUGUUUAUGAUCUUUCCUUUUACUAUCGAGCAGCAGAUUUAGACAAGUGAAUCUUCAUAUUCUGUUCAAGAAAGUUUAUAAAUUUUGACAUAGAUCAAGAAGUAUCAACCAAAAUUCUCCGUGUAGUUAGUUUUUUUUUUGGUGAUCAGCAAAUUUUGCUUGUAAAUUAAUACAGUCGAGACUAGGGAAAUUCUAUUAAUUUAGCGAAUUGUUAAAUUAUCGAGUUAAUAAUUAAACACGUUUUCACUGAGUCGGGACCGAGAGAAACUAUUAUUUAAUCGAGGUCAUUAGUUUAUCGAGGUUCUACUGUAGUAGUUUGUGUUAGACAAACUAGUUAGGAUCAUCCAACAAGUAUUUGAUGCAUACCGAAACCUGAA
This is a messenger RNA of Erythranthe guttata (spotted monkey flower), 1036 nucleotides long. RefSeq names its product pre-mRNA-splicing factor CWC21. Lineage: Eukaryota; Viridiplantae; Streptophyta; Magnoliopsida; Lamiales; Phrymaceae. Gene Ontology annotation, cellular component: nucleus. The record is from RefSeq and is a predicted model, not a curated record.